GGAAAUCCGAAAUUGAAGGUCAUUUGUGUUGUUAUUGUUACUUGUUAGCUUUGUGAAUUGAUAAUAAAUACAAGUAUGUAUUCAUAAAUUUAAACUAUAGAAAAUAUGGCUUUCAAUAACAUAAAUGUGAAAGAGGGCAAUAGAAUUUUGGUAGAUAAAGUUUUAGAACAGGGUCAGAAAUUGAGAAAUGCAAUGGUAGAAUCAAUUUUGAAAAACGACCCAUUUUAUACAGAGGUUAUUUACAAUAAUCAAUUCAAUACUCCUUAUACUAGUAGCUUCGAAUUGACCAAAGAAAAUCGAGAUCAAAACUCAACGUCCAACAAAGAAAGGCUAGAGGCAUUCAUUAAAGGAGAAUGUAUGAGUAGAGAAGAUGAAAAACUAGCCUUAGAAUCACUGAAAUCACUAUCAGUACCUGAUUUAUGUAAAACUACUGAAAGGAGCCUCAAGUGUUCCACGGUUGGUAGCUGUAAAUGUUGCACCUGUGAAUUAUAUAACUCAGAAUAUUGGAAAUGGAAUUCAGGACAAAAAAGCAAAUCUAGUUCAGAAGAAGCUGCUAAUGGAAAUCAUAAUGAAGUUACAAAUAGCAUCAGAGACAAGCAUAAAUCAGAACUCAUUCAGGUUCUGAAAUUUGUAGACUCUUUGAAAAUAUCUGUAAAUUGUCUUAUCCUUAAUGAUACUGGACAACAAAAAUUAUUAUCCACCAUCUCUGACCCAACAAACUGGAACAGUUUCAGUCAAAACUUCUUUUUAGAAUAUACUCUACCUGAAAUUCUAAUUUGUACAAGUCACAAGCAACAGUUGAAAAUCCAUUCUAGUGUGGAUAAAAAUUAUAUCAGAUUAUUUUCUAGAAGAACAAAUGAUGUAAUCAAUUUCAAAAAAGUAACACUUCAUGAUAUAGAAAGAUUACAAAAUAUUGACUUGAGUUGCUGUAAUAUGCAGUUCAAAAUUAGUUUCAGAAAUGUCAGACAAAAAUCCACUAUACUGUUAGGAUAUGCAAACUUUAAUUUUGGAGAGUUUCUAUUGACCAAAAAUGCUACUUGUUCUAGAGGUCUGAUAGUUAAUUUGAAUGACUAUUCACCAAUUUCUGUUGGCACUCUGAAGGUGUCAUUACAAUUAGGUUGUGGUAGAUUAUAUUUUGGACAAGAAUUCAUAGAUGCUAUCAAAACUAGCAGUAGAGAAUCUAUUCCAUUAGAUAGUGAUGAUAGCACAAAUCAAUUAGUUUGUGAACCAGAAGAAAAACUGGUCCAAAAUCAGAAAGAUACCACUAAGUCAUGUCAAAAAAGUACCAGUACAAGUCAAAAAGCCUCACAAAAAGCACUAGGGAAGGCGCAGUCAUAUAUCUCUUUCACUAAAAAUUAUGAGAACAUCAAGGUAGAUGAACAUUUGAAGAAACAUUCACACAAUAUUGCCAUAACUGACAAGUCUAUUCCUGUAAAAAAGACAAAUGGAAGUUCUUAUUUUGAAAAACAAGUAGAAAUCACUGUACCAGAAGAGGAACAAGUUUUAUUUGGAUUCUUCUACAUAUCUGAAGCCCACUAUUUAAGUAGACCUAUAAACUCUUACUUAACUUGUAGGCCAUUUACCCAAAAGGAAACAUCAGUAAGCCAACUGAUAACAAGUAGUGAGAAUCCAGUGUUCAAUUUUCACCAGAUAAUUCCCUUGGUCUUUGAGGAUGAUUUACUUGCCAGGUUGCGUGAAAAUUAUAUGGUAAUUGAGUUUUGGCUAAAAGAAGACACAACUGACACAGUUAUUGGUUUGACUAAAAUACCUUUGCACCAAUUCUAUCUGGCAUAUAGAAAUGUGGUGGUUUUGAAAUAUUUGAUGAAAAAUAGGUUGCCAAUAAUUGGUACUGAUUGGUGGGAACCCAUAUAUUCAGUCAACAAUGAAGAUAUAGUUGGUCAAGUACAAGCUUUGACUGCUCUUGGGACUCAAGAACAAAUCAACAAUUUGAAAGCUGACCGAGGCUUUGUAGGUAGCUUUGUAAAAGCACAAUUCACAAAGCCAACGGCAGAUUAUAGAAAUAAAGAAACCAAACUUAUUUCUAACAAAGAGUCCAUAGGAAUUCAAAAAAAUUUAGCUAUCCCCAAUAAAAAAGUCAUUUUCAAGAAAGUCAAUUCCAAAUUGGAUACAUUGGAUACUAUUGAAAAAAAUUCUCCAAAUCUUGAGAAAGGUACCAAUACAAGUACAAUUCCUGUGUCAAAAUUUGAUGCUGCAACCCAAUCUGAAGUCAUCAUGGAAAACCAAGCUGAGAAACAAGAAAAUAACAAUGCCACUACCAAAAUGUUAGAAUCGUUUUUACAUCAGCUGAUGGCUACAAAACCAGGAAAUUCACAUGUCGAAAAUAGUACCAACACUGAACCAGUGCAAGAAACAAAUGAUGGGAAUUCAAAUUUGCAGCAUGCUCAAAAUAAAACGAAUGUGGAAUUGAGGAAAACCUCAGAUUUAUUGGAGUCCCUUCAAAAGGCUCUUUCCAGUGACAAUCAGUUUUCUAGCCCUUCUAGACAUAUAGGCUCUACAUUCAGGGCAAUGGUAGCUAUCAAUAAUGCCAAUCAUUUGCCUAGUAGAAAGAAAUGCAAGUCUAGAAAAUCAAGGAGUAGACCUAUAAAAAGUGAGGAGAGUGUAUUGCCGAGCUGUUAUGUCACUUUUGAGGCGUCCUCUGAGGGAGAUUUGAAAAUCACUCCUAUUGUUCCAAAAAGUACCAGUCCUGUGUGGAAUUACAAGUGCAAAGUUAACCUACCCUUGGAUUUGUUGAAAAAUGGACAAAAACGUCUAAUUUUCAAAGUGUGGAGAAAGUCUACAAACACCGUCAGUUUCCCUAAUAUGCAAACUGACAUUGUGCUAGGUUUCGCGGCUGUAGAUCUGACGGUUCUCUUGGCAGGUUUCCCAAACGUACAGGGCUGGUUCAAUAUCGUAGACUUUUCGGGAAAAUGUAAUGGCCAAAUCAAUAUACAUGUAACGCCUCUUGACAAUUUGGAAAUACAUCAACCACGAAAGGAUGACUGCGGUUGUGACAUUAGACCGGCUGCUGAGGUGAACGAGGUGUCCACCUCGAAUGAAGCCUCAGAAAGUCUAUCUAGAGCUCUGAAAAGGAAGUUCACGGAGCUGGACGAAAUUACUCAAAGGUUGCGUUUGCGCCUCUCCAAAGUCACGAACGAUUCAGACUCUUCUAGCGAUGGAUUCGCAGACGAAUUCGAGAAAGAUAUCAGCUCUUUCCGCGACGAAGACAAUCUCGAUGAUUUCACAGAGGAAGUGAGGAAAUUGAAUGUUGAACGAGUCGCUGGAAAUGUUGACAGCGAGAACAGAAUGGACAGGAAUUCGGUUGGAUUUGAAGACGCACAGAAGGCUACAUCAAGUAGUAAUUUUGAAAGUGAGCCGGGAAUAGCUUGUAAUAUGAUUGAUGAAAACGAAAGUCCCGUGAAAGAUGCAGGAUAUACCCAGAUACCGUCUCUCAACAAACAUUUGCUACAAGGAAAACAACAAAUAAACGCUUUACUGGAAAAGCUGACUCUGCUCACUGCAGAUUCCAGCCAAAACUUUAGUAACAGAUACGUAUCUGGUUGUUCUAUCACCAAUGAUGGUGACGGGAACGUGGAACUUAUUGGCACCGGUACCAUCUUGAAAGAGUUUAGCCAACCAUCUCCACCGAUGAGUUCCGACUCUUUGUGGUGUUCCCCAUCAAUCGGCAAUUUGACAACCAAAAGUACCGGCACUGGAAGUCAUUUCUCUUCCAACAGUGACACGAGUUUGAUUACGAACUUUUCCGAUUGUAGACCUGUUCCCGAUGGACAAGGGAAUACUUCUGAGGAAAAGGUAAUGGGGAAUAAAGACUAAGUCUUGGGCAGUUCAUCUAGGUGAUUUGGUGUCAAUGAACAUUUCAGCUAUGUAGAUAAGAAAUAUAAUUUUUCAUAGAUAUAAUAAUUUCAUGUUUUGUAAUGUGAUAUUUCAAGUAUUCUGUCUACUGUACCAGUUCAUAUUUGAAUUUCUUCAGUUCGUGAACGUUGUGUGCUUUUUUUAUAUUGAAAUAUAUCUCAUAACAACCUAAAAUAUGAUCAUAAUGUUCAAUGGUAAUGUUGGCCCAAUAUUUCCCAGUGAUAAUAUGAUCAUUUCGCAAAUACGAUCUUAUAGGUAAAUGAAACAUUGGUAGAAUUGUAUAGGUUCCCUAGAAAGAACUUUGCAUUAAUAAAUCUAGUAAUUGCUUUUGUUAUUUUUCUACCUGUGGAAUGGGGCAUCUACAUGGAACUUGAUUGUCUGUGAAUAAUUUCGGGCAAGUUUCAUUCAUGGAUAUUCCAAAUUCACACAAAUCUUCAUAGGUACAAGAGCCUAUGUUUUGGACACAUGGAAUAUCUAACCAAAAUCCGAGUUCAUCUUUUUCAACUUUGACACGAGCCUAUAGAGAACAUCCUGUAGGAUAAUUUUCUAAAAUUUGUAUAUUCGUUUUUACCUUCAGAGGGCUUGAAAGGUCCUCCAUUGUAUUCAGAGUGCCAGUGAUUGAUAAUUUUUUGUCAAUAAUUUUCAAGGACACACGAGACACUGUUAAUGGAUAUACAUGUCCAUCACAUUGUUUAAUGCUUGAUAUGUUUAUCAUAUAUGAAUCCUAAAAAGAACAAACUUUGUGAAAAGAUAAUAUCAUGUCCUUGGGUGAAUAAUGCUUGAUAAAAAUAUCUCAAUGUGAAUUCUGAAAUUGAAAAAGUCGUUUUUUCCAAUGCUAGAUAAAUAAAUGAAAUGAAGUAUAAAUCAUAUAACAGAAAUGGAAACUCACCGUAUUUUUCAAGUACACAUAAUUUGGAAAAAUCAAUGAUAAAAUUGUAAAAAACUUCAUUCUGCACUAUUUUCAACAUGAAUAAAGUGAUAUCAAAAAUAAGGAAAUCCUUAUCAACCAUUUGUAUAUUUUCCUUAAUGACCUCAUUUGCUUGAACAUAAUAAUAUUUGAUUCAAUGCAAGAUUUAGAUGAUAUGAAUGAAUAGAAAAACCUAGUAUAGGGUGAUGUAAAAAUAUAAUUGUAUUCUCAAUGUUGAAAGGGCAUGAACCAAGGUAUGAACAUACAUGCAUGAUUCAAUAUAUUUUGUAUGUUGUCUUUACAUAGGUGAUAAAUAAAAAACAUUGAUCAUUGAAAUUAUUAUAUUUUAUUAUUAGGAAAAUUAGAAAAUAUUAUACAUAAUUAAAAUACACAUCUAUUAUUUCGAAUAGGUAUAUGCAAUGGAAAAUUAUUUGCCUCACUAUAACAAAAAACAAAUUCCUUUUAAUAAACAUAAGAAAAUAACUAAGUCUCAGUUUUCUAACCAAUGAUAUAUACUAACCCCAUGGGUCUCUCUUAGGAUAUCUUCUAAUAACGUUUCCUUGUCGUCUUUGGUGAUAUAUUUCAGGUCCUUCAUAACAUCUUCUGAGAAGAAAUAAAUCCAUGUAGCAAACAACAAACACAUUUUCUAUCUACAGUUUUACUCUAAAGACAUUCAAGCAAAGUGACCCAUAUAACAUCUAGGUUGAUCAGGUAUAUUGUGAGUUGGUUUUCUCAAAUGAGCUUCUUGAUGGCGAGCAAAAGAGAAAU
Messenger RNA from Phaedon cochleariae (mustard beetle), 5545 nucleotides. NCBI's taxonomy places the organism in Eukaryota, Metazoa, Arthropoda, Insecta, Coleoptera, Chrysomelidae. The record is from the annotation of a GenBank genome assembly.